AUGACCACCACAGCUCAAAAUCAAGAUCCCUCCUCAUCCUCAUCUUACCAAACCCUCCUCUCCCGCCUCACACCCCCAUCUCUUCCCCACGACCCUCUCUCCCUCCCAACUUCCCCCUUGAAACCACAUCUCCCAGCGACCGAAAUCGCAUCCCUGCAACUACAUCCGGUCAUCGAGUCGGCAUUACACAUCCUCAACCACGAUCUCCCCGCGGCGCAUUUCCUGCUACGACACAUGCAGGCCCCGCCGGCAUGGGAGGCGAUGUAUUUGCAUGGGAUCCUGCAUCGGGUCGAAGGGGACGUGGACAAUGCGAGGGCAUGGUUAUGGAGGUUGUUUGGGGUCAAGUUCAACAUCAAGGGCAAGAUCAAAGUCGCCAUCAAAGUCACCAUCAAGGCCAACAUCGAGGGCAAGAUCAAGGCCAAGGGCAAGAUGGCAAACAGCACAAAAAGGAAAGGGAAAGAAAAGGCCAACUACUUCGCACUCUUCAGGAUCCGCCGUGUCAUCAGCGACAACAACCUGACCCGGACUCUCGUCGUCAUCACCAUCACCAUCAUCAUUCUCGGUCUCGUUCUCUCUCAUUCACAAGACCAUCCCAAUUCGAACCGCACUUUUCCCAUGCCAUCCGAGGCACAUACACAUUCCUCCCUCGGCGAUCUCUCUCUACAAGAACUCCUCCGCUUCCUUUCGUACUGUGAAGCCAAGUUCGGCACGGACCGGGUGGUCGAUGCGUCCGGGAUCUGGGUCUCCAUGGCCGACAAACAUAAGGACAAGGCCGCGGAUAUGAUCACCGGAGGCGAAGGUUGGAGGGAAUUUUGA
Molecule: messenger RNA, 816 nt
Organism: Capronia coronata CBS 617.96
Lineage: Eukaryota; Fungi; Ascomycota; Eurotiomycetes; Chaetothyriales; Herpotrichiellaceae
Exons: 3
Coding region: 1-816 (271 amino acids)
Source: RefSeq, a predicted model, not a curated record